GCACACAAACAUCAUCAUCUCUUGAUCUAUCUUUCAAUCUCUUGUUGAUCUUCCCCCAAAAAGAAAAAGAAGAAGAAGAUUAGAAUGGCAUCCAAAGAAAUGCUGAUCAUAAUCUCGGUCUUAACUACUACACUCGUCGGUUUAGCAGUAGCUACUGACCACACCAUUGGUGGUCCUAGUGGUUGGACUGUAGGAGCUAGUCUUCGAACUUGGGCUGCAGGACAAACAUUUGCUGUCGGAGACAAUCUUGUUUUCUCCUACCCUGCUGCGUUCCACGACGUCGUUGAAGUCACAAAACCCGAAUUCGAUAGCUGUCAAGCGGUUAAACCGCUUAUAACGUUUGCUAAUGGAAACUCCUUGGUUCCUCUUACUACUCCUGGAAAAAGGUACUUCAUUUGUGGAAUGCCGGGACAUUGUAGCCAAGGGAUGAAACUUGAAGUAAACGUUGUUCCAACCGCAACCGCAGUACCAACCGCACCGCUUCCAAACACCGUUCCGUCUCUAAACGCGCCUUCACCUUCUUCUGUUCUACCUAUUCAACCUCUUUUACCUCUUAACCCUGUCCCCAUUCUCUCUCCGCCUUCUUCUACUCCACUUCCUUCCUCCUCUCUGCCUCUCAUUCCUCCACUUUCUCCGGCACUAUCUCCGGCUACUCCAGCGGGGGCUUCUUUGCCGUUGUUCCCAGGCUCACCAGGUAGCUCUAGCAGCACAUCCACCAAAACCGUCGGGACCUUCCCUUCUAGUACUACCGAUACAACGGCCGAUCUUGCUGGCACAGGCUCUCCUCCGGCUGACUCCUCAGAUGCCGCGAAAACACUUGUUUUGGGAUUUGGAUUCAUGGUUGCUAUGAUUCUUCAUUUGUUCUAAGUGUUUCUUUUAAGUGGAGAGAGAUUUGUUUGCGGAGGGAAUCUUGUUUGUGUUUACUUUCUUUUGUUGUAUAUGAGAAAAUGUGUUGCUUUUUGGGGUACUCUAUUGUGUAUUUAUAUUUGCCACUAUGUUAUCCGUUUAUUAACAAAUAUUACAUUGUUAC
This is a messenger RNA of Arabidopsis arenosa, 1030 nucleotides long. Lineage: Eukaryota; Viridiplantae; Streptophyta; Magnoliopsida; Brassicales; Brassicaceae. The record is from the annotation of a GenBank genome assembly.